Molecule: messenger RNA, 3375 nt
Organism: Macrosteles quadrilineatus (aster leafhopper)
Lineage: Eukaryota; Metazoa; Arthropoda; Insecta; Hemiptera; Cicadellidae
Product: histone-lysine N-methyltransferase E(z)-like
Exons: 15
Coding region: 268-2484 (738 amino acids)
Biological process (GO): chromatin remodeling
Molecular function (GO): histone H3K27 methyltransferase activity; protein binding
Source: RefSeq, a predicted model, not a curated record
AGUUGGUUUGGUGGUUUUUGUUUUUGGAGGAAACUUGUUGGAUUUGGAGUUGGUCAGUUGGAGUGUUGGAGAGGUGAGAAGAAGUGAGAACGAGAACCGAGAUCCGAGAAGAGAAGAGCAAGAGAAAGAACACUGAGAACGAGAACGAGAACGAGAACAGCAACACUCAACAGACUAAAACAGAACAGACAUUAAACAACGAACAAGGCCGCCAACCAUAUUUCCAGUUUUGAGGUGAGCAGUCCUAAGUUACAUUAGGACUCAAAAAUGGCAUCUGGCAAAACUCAAGUUUCGAUGGAGUGGAAGAAAAGGGUGAGGCUUGAAUAUAAACGGAUUAGACAAAUAAAACGGCACAAAUGGGCAGAUGAAGUGAAGGUCGCCUGGAAUAACAAUGCUGCUAAAAUGGAAGAUCUCCUGGUGGCUGAGCAAGAGCGAUGGCUGAACAGUAAAGCAGUCUGGAUGUGCCAGGCGGAAUUGCCGCCUCGUUCAUCCUGCAUGAAGAAAGCGGACGUGUCUUGCUCUGACAGCAAUGCCAAAUCUGUACCUAUUGUCGUGAUGAAUGCUGUUGCUCAGAUACCCACUAUGUAUACCUGGGCCCCCAUUCAGCAAAACUUUAUGGUCGAGGACGAAACGGUUCUCCACAACAUCCCGUACAUGGGGGACGAGAUCCUUGACCAAGAUAAGACCUUUAUUGACGAGUUGAUCAAGAAUUACGACGGUAAGGUGCACGGGGAACAAGAGGGUAACAUCGACGACACACUGUUUGUGGAAUUGGUAGACGCUUUGGUUCCAUAUCAUAUCAAAGACCAGGAAGAAGCUGAGGCAGCGGCCAAGGAAAAGACGAACACUACUCCAUCUACAACUCCUCAGAAAAGUGCAAACAAAACAAAUGAAAAACAAUUCCCUGCCCAGAUAGUUUUUCAGGCUGUAUCGGCUAUGUUUCCUGACAAGGGUAGUCCUGAAGAAUGCAGAGAAAAGUAUCGUGAGUUGACUGCGCCAAAUGCACUGCCAGCCGAGUGUACACCGAACAUCGACGGACCCAAGGCAGAGUCAGUCCCUCGCGCUCAAACCAUGCACUCGUACCACACACUGUUUUGUCGUCGGUGCUUUAAAUACGACUGUUUUCUGCAUAGACUAAAAGUACAUCAUCCUGGACCCAACUUGACCAAACGCAAGGGACCAGAUUUGAAAAACUUCUCCGAAUCUUGCGGCUCUGACUGUUAUAUGCUUUUGGAAGGGAUGCAGGAAAAGUUGGCAGCUGCUGCGAAAACAGCUGCGGCCACAGAACAGGCAAAAGAGGACAUGGAAGAGCAGAACGGAGUGAAAGGAGAGAACUCUGGAGUGAGGAAAGUGAGGAAACAAACAUCUGUAGACUCUGGCAAUGAGGCUAGCUCAGAAGACAGUAACGACAGUAAAGAAGGAGACAAGGAAGACGGUGAAGGUGAAGGGGAGGGAGAGGCCAGUGGAGGGGAGGUUGUGUCUCACCAGGCUGGGUUCUCUCUGCUGCCGCUCAUGCCCUCUAGUGAUCAGAAGGAGUGGACAGGCAGCGACCAGAGUCUGUUUCGAGCUCUGCAUAACGUGUUUCUCAACAACUACUGCGCCAUCGCUCAGAUCAUGCUUACCAAAACCUGUCAACAGGUGUAUCAGUUUGCGCAAAAAGAGGCGGCUGAUCUAGAGAUCAUGGAGUCGAUGAAAGACUACACACCGCCGAGGAAGAAGAAGAAGAAGCACCGUCUGUGGUCGAUGCACUGUCGCAAGAUCCAGCUGAAGAAGGAAAACAGCAGCAAUCACGUGCAUAACUUCACGCCUUGCGAUCAUCCGAGCAGUCAGCCGUGCGACAACAACUGUCCUUGCGUUGCAACAGGGAACUUCUGUGAGAAGUUCUGCCAAUGCAGCUCCGACUGUCAGAACAGGUUCCCUGGCUGCAGGUGUAAGGCCCAGUGCAACACCAAGCAGUGUCCUUGCUACUUGGCUGUACGAGAGUGUGACCCAGACUUAUGUCAGACUUGCGGAGCAGAUCAUUUUGACAUCCAGAAGAUCACUUGCAAGAAUGUCAGCGUACAACGUGGCCUCCACAAACACCUUCUAAUGGCUCCGUCAGAUGUUGCCGGUUGGGGAAUAUUCUUGAAAGACUCGGCUCAGAAGAACGAGUUCAUCAGUGAAUACUGCGGUGAAAUUAUCACUCAGGACGAGGCAGACAGGAGAGGCAAGGUUUACGACAAGUACAUGUGCAGCUUCCUCUUCAAUCUCAACAACGACUUUGUUGUUGACGCCACCAGGAAAGGCAACAAGAUUAGAUUCGCCAACCAUUCCAUUAGCCCUAAUUGCUACGCUAAGGUGAUGAUGGUGAACGGAGAUCACCGAAUCGGAAUUUUUGCCAAAAGAGCGAUCCAACCUGGAGAGGAGUUGUUCUUUGACUACAGAUAUGGCCCAACAGAGCAGCUCAAAUUUGUCGGAAUCGAGAGGGAAAUGGAGUUCCUGUAAGCAUUUCACAUCGUCGUUUGUAUAAUAUCAUUUAUUUUUUACUUUAAGAAUAAGUUUUCUGUUCACUACCUAUUAUUUCUAAAUUGAUGUAUUCGUUGAAGUAUUUCUUAGCCUUAGUGUUAAAUUUUGAAACCCAUAAUAACCAAAUUGUAUCUCUUUUUGUCUUAAAAUACCUCCAUUGUCUGAUAGUAGAAUAGAACAGUUUUCUGUUUAAUAACAGGUAGAAAAAGACAGACUACAUUUAACUUUCACCUUUUAGUCAAUGCAUCUUUUACAUUUUGCAGUUAGUUCUAAGUCAAGCUUUAAACAUUUCCAAAAAAGUUGUUAAAUAAGUAAUUUAUUUUUAGUAUUCUUGUUUGGACCGCUAUUUGUUAUUACAAUUUAAUUAAGUUUUCUACGUGAUUUAUACUUUUUUUUUAAAUGCCAUUUUACCCUAAUGAUAAAUGAACAAAGAAUAUUUUAGUUUACUUAAAUCUUUUACUUAUUGUUCUUGUUCUUGCAAGACAGCUCAAUAGUUACUUGUUUCUAACUUUGUAUUGAUUUAAGACAAGAAUUUAUUUACAUUUAUGAAAUAUCGAAAAGUAACUUUUACUUUGUUAACACGUUGGGUGCUGAUGACGGGAAUUCCCGCCAUUGCUUAACAUUGAAAUAAAUGCAAUUUUCAUGUUCAAACAUGUCAACGGCACUUUAAGUGUUAAGAAUAAUUAAAACUAUAAAUUACUAAAUUUGUCAAGUUACUGUUAUCUCAUAUUAUUGGCUUGUGCACUUUGGAACAAAUCAGUUUACGUUUAUAAAAAAAAAUUGUAUAAAAAUUCUAAAUGUUUUAUUUUACGCACUGAUAUGUUUAGUUGUGGCACAUUUUCACUCAUUUCAAGCAAGUUUUCAAAUAAA